Molecule: messenger RNA, 1110 nt
Organism: Drepanopeziza brunnea f. sp. 'multigermtubi' MB_m1
Lineage: Eukaryota; Fungi; Ascomycota; Leotiomycetes; Helotiales; Drepanopezizaceae
Source: RefSeq, a predicted model, not a curated record
AUGACCAGGUACAACGACAUUAUUCUUGAGAUCGAGGGUCAGAUUGGCAUAAUCAAACUCAAUCGCCCGAAAAGCCUGAACGCGUUCGGUGGCGAGCUCCAGGAGGAAGUCGUCUGCGCAAUUAGAGAGCUGAACGAGCAUCCCGACACCGUGUUUACAGUGCUCACUGGAGAAGGCAGGUUCUUCUCAGCUGGUGCUGACGUCCGAUCAAUCGAAAUGCUUCGGUCCAUCAUUGACCACAAGAAGGUUUUUGUCUUGGCUCUCAACGGGCCGGCAGUAGGAGGUGGGUCGGCCUGGUUCACUGGAUCCUCCGAUCUCGUGUUCGCCUCUUCAUCUUGCUACUUGCAAUGCAACUUCAGUGCGCUGGGUCUGGUGCCCGAGAACGGCUCCGCAAUCAACUUUGCGCAAAGUAUGGGGGUCCAUCGCGCCAACGAGUUCUUCAUGCUGGGUCGCAAACUCACUGCCCAGGAACUCGAGCAGUGGGGUAUCGUCAACCGGGUAUUUGACAACGAGGGCUUCGUCGAUAGUGUCAAAGCCUAUCUGCAAGAGCAGUUGAAGAACAAUGACGGGAAGAGCAUGAUGGAGAUGAAGAGGCUCCAAAAUGCGCCGUUGAGGGAUGGGAGGAUGGUCGCAGUUCUCAAUGCCGUUGAUGCGCUUGCUGAGAGGUUUGUCGAGAACGCACCGAUGGAAAGGUUUGCGAUCAAGAAAAAAGAGCUGGAAGCCCAGACCGUGAAAAUUGCUUCCGGAUCCAUUCUCGAGGCAGCAGCACCCGGUCUAGGAGUCUGUCUCACUACCUACCGACGAACUCAGUAUCACAAACACGAAAGAAACAAUCAGAGCGCCUUUCUCCCCAGACCAGAUCCAAGUGUUUCUCCUUUCCACUUUGCAUCGAUGUCAAACCUAGCAAAAGGCGCCAUCCAUCAGGUGCGGUCGCCAUCUCAGACACCGCCGACACCGCGUCAGGCUGGAGUAGGAGUGGCGCGUGAGCUCAUCGCACUCUUCUGGCCAGCCGUUGAUGGCGCGGCAGUGGUUGCACUUGCGCGUUCUCGUCUCUCCGUGACCGCACCGGAACCAGGUGGUCGUUUUGCGGCACAUGCUGCUGCUUUGUAG